GUUGCUUACAACAAGGAAUUAAGCGUAUUGAUGGUUGAUCACAGCCUCGAGGCCGUCCGGCGACUCUCCGUACACUCUAUCAAGUCUGUAGUCCACUGCUCAGCAACACAGCAGAUCGUCAUGAUCGUCUCGCAUGUGGGGCCAGAUCAUGUCGUGGCUGCCUUCGAUUAUGGACUGAAGGACGUGUGGCAGUGUCGAUCGGAGGCACUGCGAGCUAUCGCCAACGAGAAGCAAACCAAAGUGAUAUCGCAAGAGACGUUUGAUUAUCCCUGCAGCGACAAAGACAAGCAGUCGGCACGGCCAGAGUACAUUGUGACCGCCAUGUGCGCUGACGAAGCAAAUAAGAGCAUCUUAUUGGCUGUCAAGGGCGGUACACUACUUCGAAUUGCUUACGAGCGGAAGAAGCUCAACACCGAUACCGACGACUCAGACCCAACCCUAAGCCAGUUCAAGUGCGAUAUCUUCAUAUCGUGGGCUCUGGAUAUCCAGCCUGCGCGCACAACCGAGUUCAAGGACCUCGCAAGUAAAAAGAAGGCGAAUGCACAGCCUAUCAAUAUUACAUCGGUGUGCUGUUUUGUAAACUCCACCACAAAUGUGUCGGGCCUUCUGAUUGCCUGUGACGACGGUUCGGUUCGACAUCACUCCGUUAGCGUUACGGGGCUACCAGAGUAUGUCGGCAAGAGCCUGAAACGUUCUGAGCAGGAGGAAGGUAUCGGAAGCAUGAGAGGCGACGCUGCUUACCCGAUCAUCGUCAAUGCUGGGACCGACAUGCAGUUUAUAAUGAUAUUUUGCAACGGCAUGCUCUAUAUCUACGACAUUGCUGAAGUCGAGCCCAUGGUCGAGCUGGGUAUUCUCUUGGAUCGCAGCUCCAAGCUCUCAAGCGACGUCAAGACCCGGCGGCUGAGGCGAAUGAGCAUCCUCCACGAGAAAAAGGGUUGGAUCGUCCUGAUCGCUGGCAAGGGAUGGAGCAUCGUCAACAUCGAGGGUCUGUUUGGAUGGCGAAACAUCAUGAAGAUGGAGUACAAAUCGCCAAAAUCGCGAAAGGGCCAACGCUCCAGAGCAUCCGCCAAGCACAUAGGACAGCAGGAUAGCGUGGCAACCCAAGAGGGCACUGAAGGCGGCGAGACCGUCUCGGCCCUGGAUAGUGAGAGCGGCUCGAGCAGCGAGGAGGAUUCGGAGACUGGCGAUGACACUGCGUCUGUGAUUCCGGGAGACGGAGAGGAUGUGAGCAAAGAGUGAUAAGGUUAUAAAUUCUCGCUGCCCAGUGUUCAGCACCCAAGGAAUCGGUGCGCUUUAAUCCAGG
This is a messenger RNA of Polychytrium aggregatum, 1303 nucleotides long. RefSeq lists its product as uncharacterized. The coding region runs from base 31 to 1239 and encodes 402 amino acids. The transcript is spliced from 6 exons. Lineage: Eukaryota; Fungi; Chytridiomycota; Chytridiomycetes; Polychytriales. The record is from RefSeq and is a predicted model, not a curated record.